Messenger RNA from Adineta ricciae, 672 nucleotides. The record is from the annotation of a GenBank genome assembly. NCBI's taxonomy places the organism in Eukaryota, Metazoa, Rotifera, Eurotatoria, Adinetida, Adinetidae.
AUGGAUCACAAAUUAAUCGAUAAAGAUAUCGAACAAUUGGAGAAAACAUCGAUAUUUCUUCGACAAAUGACAAAGCAUUUUCAAUUCAAUGAUUUAUUCUCCGAAGGUCUUCAUUUACCAUUGAAAGAUUAUGACUUAUCUCAUCCAGGAGUCGGAGUUUUUCUCGACAACCUUUCUUUCCUUCAAAGGUGUUUUCCAGAAUUGAAAAGUGUUUACCUGAAGUAUUGUCGAGAUCUCUCUGAAGCAUUUCAAGUGCAAUUUGAUCAAUCGCUUGAUGAAACGAUUCCCAAUCAUCAAUUGAGUGAAAUUCUGGAUAAAAUUUCUCAAUUAAUUCCAAGUUUAAAUGAACAUUUAGAGAAACGAAUUGAGAAGAAAUAUUCGGAAAUGGUGGAAACGGUUUUUCAACAUUUUCAAAAGAUUUCCGAUCGAACGAAAUCAGUUUUAUUUAAAAUAAAUCUAAAUGAAAAUGACCUCAAAUCCAUUGAAAAUGAUUUAUCGACGUUAAAAUAUGCAAAGGAGACAAAACUAUUCGAAAAGCUUUUAACGGUCAGCUUUAAUGACAUUUUGGAUGAAUUGAUCGGAAAUUUACUGAAAUUUACCGAAGAAAUUUCUUUGAAAAUCAAAGAAUAUUUAGAAAAAACACGAUUUCGAUUUGAUUCAACACUUAAUUGA